Cheilinus undulatus (humphead wrasse) is the source of this 1169-nucleotide messenger RNA. RefSeq names its product 3-hydroxybutyrate dehydrogenase, type 2 (gene bdh2). The record is from RefSeq and is a predicted model, not a curated record. The transcript is spliced from 10 exons. The coding region runs from base 128 to 865 and encodes 245 amino acids. Gene Ontology annotation, molecular function: 3-hydroxybutyrate dehydrogenase activity. Gene Ontology annotation, cellular component: cytoplasm. Gene Ontology annotation, biological process: siderophore biosynthetic process. NCBI's taxonomy places the organism in Eukaryota, Metazoa, Chordata, Actinopteri, Labriformes, Labridae.
GCCAUUUAUUACUUCCGGGUCUGGAACCAGUCGCGAUGCGAGCAGACAAUCACGUGCGGUCCUCCCCUGCUCUUUGACGUCCACGUCUGUGAGAUCUGAGCAGAGAAGCUGCAGGGAAAGGUGCACUAUGGGCCGUCUGGAGGGGAAAGUGAUUGUGUUGUCAGCUGCCGCGCAGGGAAUUGGACGUGCUGCAGCAAUAGCAUUUGCAAAGGAGGGAGCUCGAGUCACAGCGACGGACAUCAAUGGAGAGAAGUUGAAGGAGCUUGACAGCAUUCAAGGGAUUAGGACCAAGGUUGUCGAUGUCACAAAGAAGGACCAAGUUGAAGGCCUGGCCAAGGAACAUGACCAUGUAGAUGUGCUGUUCAACGUUGCCGGGUUUGUGCACCAUGGCACCAUUUUGGACUGUCAAGAGUCUGAUUGGGACUUCACAAUGAGCACUAAUGUCCGCAGCAUGUACCUCAUGUGCAAAGCUUUCCUGCCAAAGAUGCUGGAAAGGAAGUCCGGAAACAUUAUUAACAUGGCAUCUGUUGCAUCAAGCAUUAAAGGUGUGGUGAAUCGGUGCGUCUACAGCACCUCCAAGGCUGCAGUGAUCGGGCUCACCAAGUCUAUAGCUGCUGAUUUCCUUGAGAGAGGCAUUCGCUGUAACUGUGUUUGUCCUGGCACUGUUGACACUCCAUCACUCAGAGGAAGGAUUCAAGCCCAGCCUGACCCAGAGGCGGCUUACAAGGCUUUCAUGGCAAGGCAAAAAAUUGGCAGGAUGUGUACGGCUGAAGAGGUGGCACACCUGUGUGUGUACCUGGCCUCAGAUGAGUCUGCCUAUGUGACUGGAACAGAGCAGAUCAUCGAUGGAGGAUGGUGUCUCUGAGAAUACUGUAUGAAGUUCAUUUCGAUGCAGGAUAGUGUUUUUCCCCCUCAUCUGAAGCCCAAAUCAAAUGCACAGAAUGUAAAAUGACUCCUUUAAGGACUUUAACGUUAUGUAACUGAAAUCUUUGUCUUGAUGUGCACAUCCAACAUGCUAAACUCUAAACUCUAAAAUCGCGGCUACCGAAUACUAAUGUGAUCACUUAUAUUGCAGCCUUGAUUCAAAACUUGCAAAGCAGUUUUACAAAUUUUGAAUGCGAAUUAUGUUGUAAAAUAAAUAUACUCGUAUUAAAGGAAGUCUUUAACAA